This is a messenger RNA of Acanthopagrus latus (yellowfin seabream), 3733 nucleotides long. It is a transcript of the gene galnt3, whose product is annotated as UDP-N-acetyl-alpha-D-galactosamine:polypeptide N-acetylgalactosaminyltransferase 3 (GalNAc-T3). Gene Ontology annotation, cellular component: Golgi apparatus. The transcript has 12 exons. NCBI's taxonomy places the organism in Eukaryota, Metazoa, Chordata, Actinopteri, Spariformes, Sparidae. The record is from RefSeq and is a predicted model, not a curated record. Bases 433 to 2307 code for a protein of 624 amino acids.
CUGUAACUUAGCAACUGUCCCGCUGAAUGACCGGUUGAACAAAUCCUAUUAACGACUCCGUUAUUGAAUGAGACUCGUCGCCAGAGCUGUUGUUCAUGCCUCGCUCCUCAUCCGUGUAUCACAGGUAUGGAUUUUGACACGCGCAAGUCCUCUCUGCGCAAGCGCGCCGCUGCGUCCCCUCCCUCUACCUGAGGGGAGCGCACCUGGAUCCAACGAGACGGAAGUUCAGCGGACAGGAGGAAGAAGACAGAGCGAAUCUUUUUUUUUUUUUUUUUUGUCUCCCCAGCUUCAAAAGUUUCUCUGGAGUUCAAGCCGACAAACGCAGGAUCUCCAGCGACUGCAGGAUGUCAUUCACCGAGCCUCUCCAGGAUUCGUCUCCUCUCACCUGAACCUGUAGCUCAGCGGCUCACGCCUCAUCUCCAGUCGAAAAGGAUGACAUCCCUCCGCAGAGUUCUCCGAAGGCGACUGCACCCAGUUAAACUGGCCGUAGUGGCCCUCGUCUUCGUCACAUUCGUGUUCUUCAUACAAUGGGAGGUGGGGAGCCAAAGCCAACUGGAGGACCCCUGGCUGAAGGAGGUGGCGGUGAAGCGGGACACCAUGCUGGGCAUGGUGAUGGGAGCUGUCAAUAACUUCAGGGAUGCCAUGCCAAAGAUGCAGAUCAGAGCUCCUGUGCGUCAGCAGGACAGUGCAGACAGCGCGUCCUGUCCGCCGGGUCACUACACAGCCGCCGAGCUCAGGCCGGCUCUGGAGAGGCCGCCUCAGAACCCUCUCGCUCCCGGAGCAGCCGGGAAGCCUUUCCACACAGACUCGCUGAGCCCGGCAGAGCAGAAGGAGAAGGAGAGGGGUGAAGAAAAACACUGCUUCAACCUGUAUGCCAGUGACCGCAUCUCCCUGAGCAGAGACCUGGGCGCUGACACCAGACCUCCAGAAUGCAUUGAGCAAACCUUCAAGCGAUGCCCCCCCUUGCCGACCACCAGCGUGAUAAUUGUGUUCCACAAUGAGGCUUGGAGCACUCUGCUGAGGACAGUGUACAGUGUCCUCCACACCUCCCCUGCCAUUCUCCUCAAGGAGAUCAUCCUGGUGGACGACGCCAGCGUGGAUGAUGUGCUGAAGGACGAGCUGGAUGAGUAUCUGAAGCAGCUGAACAUCGUCCGUGUCGUCCGCCAGCGAGAAAGGAAAGGACUCAUCACCGCUCGCCUUCUGGGUGCCGCUGUUGCCACCGGUGACACCCUCACCUUCCUGGACGCCCACUGUGAAUGCUUUGAUGGGUGGCUGGAGCCGCUGCUGGCCAGGAUAGCUGAGAACUACACUGCAGUAGUGAGUCCUGAUAUCACCACCAUUGAUCUCAAUACAUUUGAGUUCAUGAAACCGUCCCCGUAUGGCCAGAACCACAACCGGGGCAACUUUGACUGGAGCCUCGCCUUCGGCUGGGAGAGUCUGCCAGAUCAUGAGAAACGAAGGAGGAAGGACGAAACAUACCCCAUCAAGACUCCCACAUUUGCUGGCGGGCUGUUCUCCAUCUCUAAAGAAUACUUCUACCAUAUCGGAAGCUAUGAUGAAAAAAUGGAAAUCUGGGGCGGUGAGAACAUUGAGAUGUCAUUCAGGGUGUGGCAGUGCGGCGGACAGCUGGAGAUCAUCCCUUGCUCCAUUGUCGGUCAUGUUUUCCGCACCAAGAGCCCCCACACCUUUCCCAAGGGUACACAAGUGAUCGCUCGUAACCAGGUGCGCCUGGCGGAGGUCUGGAUGGACGACUACAAAGAGAUCUUUUACCGUCGUAACCAGCAAGCUGCACAGCUGGCCAAAGAUAGGGACUUUGGAGACAUCUCCAGACGCGUGGACCUCCGUGAACAACUGCAGUGCAAGAGCUUCUCGUGGUAUUUGAAGAACGUUUAUCCAGAAGUCUUCAUGCCUGAUCUCAACCCACUCCGCUUUGGCUCGGUGAAAAAUGUCGGCAAAGACUCUUGUCUGGAUGCUGGAGAGAACAAUGAGGGAGGGAAACAGCUGAUCAUGUAUCCAUGUCACGGACUAGGAGGAAACCAGUAUUUCGAGCUCUCCACACAUCACGAGAUUAGACACAACAUUCAGAAGGAGCUAUGUUUGCACGGGGCAGAGGGGGCUGUGAAGCUGGAGGACUGCCAGUAUAAAGGCAGGAACACAUUCGUAGGAACAGAGCAAAAAUGGGAGCUGAAGGAUAACCAGCUACUCUACAUCCCCGGAUGGAACAUGUGUCUGAGCGCCCGUCAUGAGCAUCCCUUCCUGGCCCCCUGCAACCCCGCAGACAGAUACCAGCUCUGGUCCUUCAUCUGAGUCCGAGCUACCACUUCACAAGCUAGCCACUCCGUAUGAGUGGGCAUACUAGGAAAUGAGUUUACUAUACUGUAUGCAGUUAAAAGGCAGUUUUCUUUAGACUAUUGACAUUGAGUUUUAAUUUAUUUUUAUACAUAGAAGAACUGAACUGAACUGCUGCUGCUGGGAAGUUUGGACUAUGAGGAGAAACCACAGUGUGCCUCUGCUGGAGGGAAGCAUUGAAACGAUGCUCGCCAAUCAGACUGUGAACUGAGCUUCUUGGAAACGAUGAAGAUGCACCGCGUUCUGGCGAGUGCCUCCUUUGUGUUUGAGAUGUUUUCACUACGCCGACUCUUCACAACCAACACAUGCAGUAUUGGAUAUAUAAAGCCAACAAUGAACUUUUUUUUUUUUUCCAGCAAGAAUAAAAAAUACAGCCGAUCAUGUAUGCGAUAAGUUCGCACAGAAAUAUUAUAAAUAAGGCUAUUAUGCACCAAAGUGAGUGAAAGUGACGACCUGAAACACACAAGAAUGAUGUGCAUUGUCCCUUUUUAAUGCAAAACCGUCUGGUGCCUUAGAUUUUAUUUUAUACAGGGUGGGUGGAGUGGUGGAGGGAUGGGUGAUGGUGUGGUGGCAUUGUGGUUGCAGUUGAUGCAGAAUAAUGGCUUCUACAGUCUUGUGAUCAGAAGAAAGAAUUAUUUCACUUUUUUUUUAGGUCAAAUUCAAAAACCUUUUUUUAAGCUAUGUUAGCUACAGACCACUCCUCUUAAAAUAAUGUAAUCCAAUGGAAAUAACCUGCAAUAAAUUCAGCCUUCAUGAAGAUUGUAGUACCUUUAGUACCUUUGUGCCUGUUUAGGGAGAUGUCCAUUCAACUCCAUGGUUAUUUCGUGGGCUUCAGUUGUGUUUUUAUUAAUAGAUCAAAUAGGCAAAAAAAAUUAAUAUCACGAUAUUGUUUCGCCCACUUAUCGUGAUAGACGAUAGUAUUGUUGCUCGUCUCGCAGAGUGAGCUGCGCUGUGUCAUGGACUCUGUGGUAACACCACAGACAUAUAACCUCAUUCAAAUCCCUUGGCUCGUCAGUUUCUCCUGCUUUAAACCCCCCAAAUAUUGCCAUAUUGGGGAGCUGGCAUUCAUCUUAGAAAGUCAUCCAUGUCUGUACAUUAGAACAUUGUGCGUAUGUCACUUACUCAGAUAUGGUCAUGCAUUGCCUCUGCUGCCAUCAAAGCUCUGCCUGCAUUUUUUUUUCAAAAUAAAAGCCUGAAGGUGCUGUAACAGCUGUUUAAUAGUCGAUAAUGUGAGAAAUAUCGAAUAUGUGGCAAAUAUCGCAAUACUUGCUAAUGACGAUAACUAAUUAAUACAAACACCUUUCACUACAAUGGAAUUAAAAAAAAAUGAACACAUAAACCUUCAUGAGCACAGGAUUUACUGCAGGACUGCUAAUUAAGACUA